Molecule: messenger RNA, 530 nt
Organism: Cylicocyclus nassatus
Lineage: Eukaryota; Metazoa; Nematoda; Chromadorea; Rhabditida; Strongylidae
Source: the annotation of a GenBank genome assembly
CUCUUAUAUGCGACCCACCAAAAAUGUGCAUCAUUCAAGAUCAGGUAGCGCAAUGUCUGCUUGUAGUGGCACCUACGCCAGGUACUGCUUCUCCGAAUCUCAUAACUGGAGGACAAAGUGCGGCACAAGUUUCGCAGGCACCUUCACCAAUAUUCCCAGGUUUUGGUCAACCCGAUUCCAACUUCCCCCAACCCACUCCACCCCCUACGACAACAACUACCACAUCGCCUGAUCCAUUGGCCCCACUACUGAGCUUAUUCGGGACAGCACCGGGGGGAGGACCAGCGCUCACUCUACCCACGCUGCCACCUCCACCCACUACAACGACUACGCCCUCUGUAAACAUCUGCACACUUCCACCACUCACUGGCAGUUGUAGUCGAGCAAGAAUUAUGUGGUAUUACGAUACGGAAACUGGAAGAUGUGAGCGUUUCAGCUUCAGUGGUUGUGGCAAUCUCAACAGAUUCCCGAGCAAAAUGCAAUGCGAACAAGCAUGCGUCAGGCAUGGAUAACAAAGCAGAACAUCCACC